UACUUUGGUCAAGUUCCUCUGCUAAAUCGAGAAAUGCACUUCGUGUUUCAUACUUGUGUUUCGGUAGAUGGGUGGAUUGGGGUAGUUAUCAGGAAGCCAAAAAUACGUGUAAUAUGUAUUUAGUAGACGGAGAAACUGAAAAACAU
Messenger RNA from Racocetra persica, 146 nucleotides. The record is from the annotation of a GenBank genome assembly. Lineage: Eukaryota; Fungi; Glomeromycota; Glomeromycetes; Diversisporales; Gigasporaceae.